Molecule: messenger RNA, 1782 nt
Organism: Chlorocebus sabaeus (green monkey)
Lineage: Eukaryota; Metazoa; Chordata; Mammalia; Primates; Cercopithecidae
Source: RefSeq, a predicted model, not a curated record
AUGGCCCGGGCCGCGACAGCCGAGCGGGGCUGCGUUGGGCUGCUUCGCGCCUUCCUGCAGAGCCUGCUCACCCUGUUAGACAUCCUGGACCACUGGCGGCGCGGCUGCGGCUGCUUGCAUCUGCGAGAGAUCCAGUCCUGCUGGCAGGGUGCCGAAGCCCGGGGGCUGCCUAGCAGGGUGCUGAAAGGCCUGAGUCAGGUGGUCCCAGCCAGCUGCUACCUGACCUUCCAGCGCUUCGUUGCCGGUCUGCGCACCUCGCUGCUGAGAUCCGACGGUCGCACCCGGGACCCCACGCGCGCCCGGGCCGGGCCCGGAGACCAGCCGCCGCAGCGCCUGCUGUUUGCACCGGCUGUCGAUCUGCUGACGGUCCUGGAGAGGAAGCCCCUGUCCCUGGGCGUUCGCGCGCCUCUGACAGGUCCCAGAGGCCCGGCCCGCAGCCUGGAGCAGCUGUACGCCCCCGCCAAGGCGGCGCCCUGCCCAGCAGAGCCCGAGCCGUCCCAGAGCGCGGCGGUGGAACGGAGCCAGGGCGCCGACGCAGGUGCAGCGGCCUGCAGGGCCUUGGAGGCGGAUUCAGGGGAUGGCCGGCUGGCCCGCCCCCGUGCCCGAGGGGAACGUCGGAGGCACACCAUCACCAGCUGCGUGGACUGCGGCCUGCUGACGCAGAUGUAGGAACUGGAGCAGGAGAAGGAGUUGCUGCUGCAGGGUUUGGAGAUGAUGGCCGGGCGCAAUUGGUACCAGCAGCAGCUGCAACGACUGCAGGAGUGCCAGUGCAGCCUGGGCCAGAGCAGAGCCAGCGCCGACGUUGGGGCUGUGGGGAGCCCUUGCCCACUGGGACGGCUACUGCCCAAAGUAGAGGAGGUGGCCCGGUGGCGGGGGGAGCUGAUGGCUGCGGCCUGGGCCAGCCAGGCCCUGCCCACGUCCUCCUCCGGGCCCUGCUCUGUCCUGAUGUCCACCUUGUCUCCCGGAUGGCAGCAGCAGAUCAUCCUCAUGCUGAAGGAGCAGAACCGACUCCUCACCCAGGAGGUGACCGAGAAGAGUGAGCACAUCACGCAGCUGGAGCAGGAGAAGUCGGCGCUCAUUAAGCAGCUGUUUAAGGCCGGUGCCCUGAGCCAGCAGGACGCGAGGUCUCUGUACUCCACCUUCAUCUUGCCGGUGUGGACUGAGUGGGCCCCCAGGGCCGGCCUGGCACUCAGCCCUUCGAAGGUGGGUGCCUUGUCGUACCCAACCUCUCUGGCUGGAGACCCCCAGCAGGCCCAGGCAGUCCAGGAGUCGGCGCCUUCCUGUCCGCCUUGCCAUCCUGGUUCCCCAGGCCUGUCCCCGGCUGGCCCGGACACCGAGCCCUUGACUCGGUUUUGGUCUCAGGUGUUGACAUGGGCUGGGGCUCUCUUGAGUCCGCAUAGUCCGCAGCUACUACUGCCGCUGUCAGUGGACAGUGGGGGACCCCUCCACGAGUUACCAGGUCUCUGGCUGCCCUGGCUUCCAGCGAUGCUGCCUGCCCUGGGGUCCCAUCUCCAGGCAAAAGAACUGCUCACGCCAGGCUGCACUUCCGACAAAGGCCAGCAGAGGGCGCCUGGCGGCUCGGUUGCGGACCUGACGCUGCGCCCGAGACCUGCGGGUCCAAGGACGGCUUCCCCCGACCUCAACCAGGGCACCAGGACAAAGUGGCUGUCGCCCGGACAGGAGCAGAUGGAGGGGGUGGGGAUGACCUCUAAGCAGGGGAUGCCCGCCUGGCACGGGAGCCCCAGGGAUGGCGGUCGGAUUUCAGGUUCCGGCCAAGCCUGA